UUUCUUUCCUUGAAGGAAGACAAAAUUCAACAUAUCCUGACAUAUCGUCAUGUUAAUUCCUUGGUUUCUUAGCCUUUUCAUAGGCGUAGUAUGGGGGUUGCCAUCUAUGAGAGACAGUCUGACCAAUCCUGUGCGCGCUUUCGAAGGGGAAGAUGCGCUCAUCACCUGCGUGGUGAGAGAUAUUGGAACCAACACUGUUAUGUGGAAGAAGGAAGAUGGUGAACGACAUAGCACGAGGGUUUUGACAGCUUCUGAUAACAGGGUGACAGCUGACAAGAGAUUUAGCGUUUUACAUGAUUCAAGUACUAAUGAUGAUGGUAGUACUGAAGUACCAACCGGUGGAGAUGUCUGGGUUUUGGUAGUCAAAAACGUCAAAGCAACGGAUUCUGGUAUUUACGUUUGCGAAGUAAACAGCAAUCCCAUUGUCAGAAGCUUCCAUAAACUCAGUGUACUGUCCAGGGCGAUUACUGCGAACCCUACCGAUGUCAUCAUCUACGAAGAUCCCAAACCCACAUCGGGCUUCAUGAAGAAUCACAAUUACACCGACUGCUGUAUUGCUCAAAACGUUUCAACGGGGUGUCUUGGAUUUUGUAACAUACAAAGCAUUUUAGAAGGUAGCACAGGUCAAGAUCCCGAAAACUGUGAGCACGACUUUCCGUCAAUUGUCAGGUGUAUGGCUGAUGGAAGAAACCACGUACCAUGUUGCAUUCACGAGAGAGUACCUGACAUAUGUCAAGAUGUUUGCAGAGGCGAAUACACUGCUAUCACUGAGAAUAUCAAAACACAUUUUUCAUGCUCUGCUUAUACCGAACAAACCUUGGCUUGUAUCAUGGAAGGAAUAGAAAUAUUACCUGGUCCCCCUCAAAACGUCGAGGUUGAACCAAUGACAGAACAGUCUCUUAGGAUUGAAUGGACGUUACCUCAUGCCAAUGCCGAGACUAUAACAGAAUACACAGUAAACGUCACAGCUUUGAGGACUUUCGACGAAACAUCCGAAGAAGAACCUUUAAUGAACAACCAAUCCAUUCUUAUUAAGAUACCUAGUCAUGAAAAUUCUACAAUUGUUCAAGAACUGCAACCUUACACAAUGUACGAAGUGUCAGUAACAGCUCAUAACAUCAUUGGCUCUUCUUUACCAAGUUAUUUCGUAAGAACAUUGACUUUAGCUCCAGGAAAAGUUAUGGAAACUAUUAAUGGAAAGGUUCCUCCACUACCUGACAUCCGAAGUUGCUGUAUUAACAAAGGAAUUGGACACAAAACUUGUCUAGAUAAACUGUGCGAUCCACUUGAGGCAGAUAAAGUUGAGAUAACGGAUUUGAUGAUUUGCGCUCCAUGGGCUCAAGAUACCUUUAGUUGUCUUACUAACGGCAUUGAUCAUACCCCUUGUUGCAAAGCUAAAGGUCUUCCAGAUAUCUGCCAACAACUGUGCAAUGGAAGUGUUUCCAGUAUCGACUUCAACCACUUCAAGUGUCUCCGAUAUAUGGGAGAGUACAACAACUGUCUUCUACAAGGCUAUGGAGUACUACCCAGUGCACCUACUCAAGUGCAUAUCACCAACGUAGCCAGCGAGUAUGCCUUGCUUCAUUGGUCAUCACCUAAGACUCUUGGUGAUACAGUAAGGAGUUAUAAUAUUCACAUUAGAAAAGUGAACACAGGAGAUGAAGAGGAAGAGUCAGAAUAUCAUGUUAUAACAAAAGCACGAAGCCCUUACGUUUUAGAAAACCUGGACAGUGUUACUGAUUACGAAGUCUACCUAGAAGCUGUGAACGUGCACGGGAUCGGUAACCCGAGUCCCAGGUUGAUUUUCCGCACUGGCAGUAAGAUUGAAGAAGAAGAGAUUGAAGAGGCCUCUGUAUACAAUGUCACAGCCUGCUGCGUAGAAGCCAAUCUAAACAGCGCAUGCCUGCCUUUAUGUACUUAUGACGCUAACAUGAACGACAUCAAACGGUUAGCUAUGUGUGGAUCAGAAUUCCAUACAAUCUUACGAUGUGCAGCUGGAGGUAGAAACCACGGAGGUUGCUGUAGCAGAAGAGGAGUACCGUCAGCCUGUCUUCCUUUAUGCUCAGGUGUAAUCGUGGGUUCUCUCAGAAGUACCGCAGCUACUUGUGUGACUUAUAUCGGAAACAUUGUUCAGUGUUUUGAAGAAGGCACAGAAAAGCUUCCAGGACCGGUGACGUCACUCCACGCAGUCUCAGCUGAUUCUACCACCUUGGUUCUGGAAUGGUCCCCGCCUGACGAUGGUGCUAACGUCACUGAUUACGUCAUAUACUACCAGAAAGUCGACAAUACCUCUAUGCACGAAACGCUUUUAAAAUUAGACAAACAGGAAACUACUGGUGGAAACUAUUAUGCUUUAACAAAACUGGACCCUUUUGGCACCUACCAAGUGUUUGUAGUAGCACGUAACGAGUAUGGUACUUCACUACCUUCGUCCAUUGUGUUGGUGAAACUGUCAAAUUGGAAUGAAAGUGAAUGGGUUAACGCCGUGGUAUCCCCUCCACACUCUCUGGUAGUGGCAAGUCACAGCGCCACAUGGGUUACCAUCUCGUGGCAACCUCCUGAGUUCAGUCAUCCCUCAGAAAGAAUCAACUACAGAUUGUAUUAUAAAUCAAACUCUGAUGAGACGUACCAGAUCAAGAACAGCUCUAUAACAUCUUACAUGAUCCAAAACUUGAAGCCCAACACUCAGUAUAUCAUUUACGUAGAAGCUGUGAGCGAUAAAGGUGUCAGUAUGCCCUCAGAAACUCUGAUCGCAUGGACAGAUCCUGCGUAUCCAGCAUUCGUAGAGCCUCCAACUGUGCAUCCCAUCAACCUGGUCAUUGAAGGAAGCAGCAUGACCAUCUUGUGCAUAGCAAUGGGCAAUCCAAUGCCAACAAUAUCCCUCUACAUUUCUGGACGGUUAGUUAGACAGGACACAACGAGACAUAUGGUGACAGUGAUUCAUAACGUUACAAGGGACAUGGACCAAAUAUCUUGUUAUGCUGACAAUGGAUAUGGUACACCAAUGCAAGCUUCAAGAAGAAUCACCAUUAGUCACAAACCAACAAUUCAGGCCAGUGGAAUCACUAUGGCGACCAUAGGCGAUUCGGUAACUCUAGAAUGCAAGGUGGAGGCAACUCCGGAACCCAAGAUGAUCUUCUGGAGGAAUCACGAGGACAGAACUCCUGUGAUACAAGGCGGAAAGUACGAUAUCAACAUCGUGAAUGCUAAAGGCGAAGAUGACAAGUACUACAUGCACCUCACCAUCAAACAAAUAACAGAGGUUGAUGUGGGAGAGUACUACUGUCAUGCGGAGAAUGCUUUCGGUACCGCGACUCAACCAGUGUCAGUGAGAAUCAGGAAAAUGGCCCCAGUCAGUAAUGUUACUCAGUGUUGUCUGGAACAAAACGUUACAUCAACUUGCAUGGAUGCGUGCUCAUUCCAUCUGGACAUUGAUGCAGUUAUUGAUAAACCUGAAUGCAUUAAGGAUUUCGACAAACUGAUGAAAUGUGGAUCAGACGGUUCCGAUCAUAGAAACUGCUGUGCACAAGCAAAUGUACCACGAAAAUGUCUGGACUGGUGUAGAGGAGAACCGCUUCUGAACAAUCUAGUAUGCGUCCUAUCUUAUACAAAACACAUCACAAGUUGCUUCCAUGAAUUAAGAGAUAAGUUACCAGGUCCACCACAGAACAUCAGAGUGGAAUUCAUUGAUGCUCACUCUGUAUACAUCCUAUGGGAUCCUCCACUAAAGAACCCUCAUACUGUCGAAAUGUACAGAGUGUUCUGGAGACCGGUAGAUUCAAAGAACAAAUCUAGUCAAAAGGGAGAUACCCCCGAUACCAAAUUAAGGAUAAGUGAAUUAAAAGAUGGUACUACUUAUGAAGCGGUGGUCAAAGCUGGCAACAGCAAGGGUACCUCAACUCUAGGAACCUCCAUCAAAUUCACCAUGGGUGAGAAGUCGUUGUACAUCACGCCCGCAGCAAGUCAAAGUGAAGAAAGCAGCAAUGUGGGUGUUGCGGUAGCUGUGGUGCUUGCUCUGGUUGUUGUAGCUGCACUGGUAGCUGCAGCAGUCUGGUUUAUAAGAACCAAGAAAAUGUUGGGAGUUAAAGGUUCAGGGGGAAUAGCCUUUGAGAAUCCUAGUUAUUUGAGGGAGGUCAACAUGGACCAUGUUCAGAUUUCUAAUGGUCAGGAAAGUACUACUAGUUCAUUAAACGGUUCAGCAAAUGGUAGUAUCUCAGUUUCCAGUACAUCAGGAGGUCAAGGAUGGAAAAAUGAACAGCUGCAUGUUCCAGCAACUCAGGAAGUAAACCCCACAUUGUACGAAGAGCUAAAGUUAGGUCAAGAUGGAGCAGGUUUCAAACGACUAAAGCCCUAGUAUGAGGGCGCCAAAUCCAAGGCAGGUCAGGAAUCAAAGUUUUGAAGCCCAGGCCUUUUUUUGUGAUAGCCCUAGAAUGGUUCUAGACCUAGAGUGUAGUGCCCCCUGUACACAUCACUUUUUUUACACCCCUUAUAUAAACUUUAGUAAAAGAUCUAAAGGACUACAAAAAAAACAAGAAAAAGGAACAAAGAAUGAACAAAAAAAAAGGUGAAAAGAUAAAUAUGUGAAAACAGAAUGAAAAAUGAUAUUUUUAUUUCUGUAUAAAAAAAUAUUAAUAAUGGUUAGUACCAGGGUAUUGUACAUAUAUUAUGUUAUGUUAUUUUAUUUGUUGGCAAUACCUCAAUUAUUAUUAUAUUUACCCGAUAAUAAGUCAACUUAGCUUAAUUUAAUACAGGGUGUUUAAGAAAUUGGGACACAUAUGGGGGGAAAAUAUUAUUUUUAAGUUUUUCAGAAUUUUUAAUUCUUGGGAAAAAAAGGGUCAAAAUUUAAGUAUGUCAUAUUUCAUAUACAGAAAAAAAAUUAAAACAAUGAAAAUGAAACUAUUUUUUAUAAAAAAAAACUUUUUUUAACUAUUUUCCCAUAAUUGUCCAUAUUUCUUGAUCACCCUGUACAUGGUGUUCUCGAUGUUGGGACACCCUGUACAAUUAGUUUUAAUGGAAUUGUUUUAAUUUCUUAAAUGUGAUUUAAUAUAGAGAAAAUAUAACAGUAUCAAAUACAUCAUAGUGUGUAAGAAACAAGUUUCAUGAAUGUAAAUCUAAUACAAAAAAAAACGGCGUCGGAGUUGGCUUGGAAAUGAAGAUCGAUGUCAUUUUGUAUGUAAAAUUAUAUGGAAUUUAAUGUCGUCGGUCGUCAUUUCCAAGCUAACUAGACACCGUUUUUUUUUCGAUCGUACGUUUUUUUGUGAUUUGUUUCUACAUACAGUGAUGACUUUUUUAUUUGUUAUAAUUAAGUAAAAGGCAUUAGAAUUGAAUUGAAUUCAAGGCCUAGAAUAUGAACUAAAAUAAAGGAAAUUUUUGUAUAAAGUACUCAUAGAGCUAUUUUUAAGUAUUUGUAAAGGUAGUACUCAAAUGUUAGACUAUUAGAAAAAAUCAUUGACUGAGUGUUGAGGUAAAAGAUUUAGCGAAAUAAAAAUAAAGAGCUAUCAUCAGUAAAAUAUCAACAUUGGACUAAUAUUGAAAUUAAUAAUAAAAAACUUGUAUCGAACAAAUAAAACAGAAUUAAACAUAGACAUGCGUCGUAUUGGUGUACAGUACGACAUAUUUAAUGUGCCUUUAUGUCAAAUUUCGUUAUUAUUAAGGAACCUUCUUACUGUUAGACGUAACCUCUUUGUAUAUAACUUUUUAAACGAACAGAAGUUGUAAGAUAUAUCGAGAAAUAAAUGGAGUAGAAAAUAUAUAGAAUUAAAUAAAUUAUAUUCGAGACAACAA
Messenger RNA from Sitophilus oryzae (rice weevil), 5784 nucleotides. Its product is annotated as Ig-like and fibronectin type-III domain-containing protein 1. The record is from RefSeq and is a predicted model, not a curated record. Lineage: Eukaryota; Metazoa; Arthropoda; Insecta; Coleoptera; Curculionidae. Gene Ontology annotation, molecular function: protein binding.